Trichophyton verrucosum HKI 0517 is the source of this 3576-nucleotide messenger RNA. RefSeq lists its product as uncharacterized. The record is from RefSeq and is a predicted model, not a curated record. Gene Ontology annotation, cellular component: nucleus. Gene Ontology annotation, molecular function: damaged DNA binding; deoxycytidyl transferase activity; DNA-directed DNA polymerase activity. The transcript has 2 exons. Gene Ontology annotation, biological process: error-prone translesion synthesis; error-free translesion synthesis. NCBI's taxonomy places the organism in Eukaryota, Fungi, Ascomycota, Eurotiomycetes, Onygenales, Arthrodermataceae. Bases 1 to 3576 code for a protein of 1191 amino acids.
AUGUAUCAUGUGACCCUUGGAUUUGGCCUUCGUUUUGAACAUGAUUUUCUCCUGCGUGAUGCCACAGUAUGGGCUCUAGACUUGAGUCAGGCUCCAACGCCACGCGUAAGAGGAUUGAGAACCGUGAGUACAAAUGUUGCAUUCAACCGUACAUGGCUAACGGACUUAGAUGACUUUGUGGGAGAGGAUGGCGAGGAGUAUGGAGCAUCUGGCUUUGGAGGCUUUGGAGAUUAUUUUCGUCGGAAGAAAAUCAAACUUCAAAAUCUAGAUUCUGAAAUACGCUCUGCAUCUCCAAACAACCCACCCAUAUUCAAGGGUGUUGUAGCACACGUGAAUGGCUACACACAGCCAUCACUGAAUGACCUUCACCGUAUGAUUGUGAGCCAUGGCGGGGGCUUCCUUCAGUAUCUCGAUAGGAAAACAGCGGCGACUCACAUCAUUACCAGCGCAUUGACUCCUAAGAAGAAAGAGGAGUUCCGCCGAUACCGUGUUGUAAAACCGGCAUGGAUUGUUGACAGUAUUAAAGCUGGCCGUAUGUUGCCCUGGGAAACAUAUCGUCUGUUAGGCGAAGGUACUGCACAAAAGGUUCUGAAAUUUGAUGCCAAUGGCAUAUCUACCGAGAAUAAUACCCAAUCCCAGAGUUACAAGGCUCAAACAGAUGCAUGCUGGUAUACUUCGCAGUUGAACAAGGAGGUCGUCCCCGUUGACUCCCAGAGGAUAGUCGAAUUGCCCUCAGCUGACACUACGGACGACCCGCCUUUGGAAGAUGAACCAGCAACCGAUGUUCAAGCAACGGAUCAGGUGAAUGGUGUUUCUAUGGCUUCAACAACCCCUGAAGAGUUUGGUGCAUUGGGAUCGGAUGAUCUGUUGUCACCAGUUCAUCCUGAACGGCCUAGUUUGGACCAGGUGCAUACAAGCCCGAAAGCUGAUGGAAGGAAGCCAUUAACUUCAGAGGAGCACAAUGCCUUGCUGCUUUCGAAGGCACAUAUCCGGCAAUCCAGCGUAAUCAAUCCUGAUUUCAUCCAGCAGUACUAUCGUGAAUCACGUCUUCACCACCUGUCUACCUGGAAGGCGGAGCUGAAAGCACAGCUGCAAACCCUCGCCCAAGAACGCGGUACAGCAAAGCUUUCUCCUAUCAAACGGCUUCCUGGAACAAGGCGGUAUAUUCUUCAUGUUGAUUUUGAUAGUUUUUUCGCAGCAGUUUCUCUGCAAAAACACCCUGAACUUGCCGAUUCUCCCAUUGCCGUUGCACAUGGAACUGGUCCGGGCUCCGAAAUAGCUAGCUGCAAUUACCCAGCACGCAAAUUUGGCGUCAAAAAUGGGAUGUGGAUGAAAGGAGCCCUAGAGCGCUGCCCAGAACUCAAAGUGUUGCCAUAUGACUUUCCAGCAUACGAGGAUGCUAGCAGGAAGUUCUAUCAGGCAAUUCUUGAUAUCGAUGGAAUUGUUCAAAGUGUCAGCAUUGAUGAAGCACUCGUUGACAUUUCCUCUUUAUGUAUACAGGCUGGUGGUUCUGAUGGAAAAGCAAUAUCAGAGAGCUCAAUAUAUCGAGAACAGGAAAAAGCCGAUACCAUAGCACAAAAAUUGCGAGAUUCCAUCAAGCAGAAAACUGGUUGUCAUGUAUCUGUUGGUAUUGGUCAGAACAUCCUACAGGCAAGGUUGGCAUUAAAAAAAGCAAAACCCGCCGGCCAGUUUCAGCUAAAACCCGAAAAUAUGCUUGACUUCAUCGGUGAAUUCUCUGUCACUGAUCUACCUGGUGUGGCGCAUAGUCUGGGAACAAAGCUUGAAGAGCUCAGUGUCAAAUAUGUCAAAGAUAUCCGUCAGCUUAGCCGAGAGAAGCUGACUGGGCAUCUUGGUCCAAAAACUGGAGCAAAACUAUGGGAAUACGCACGGGGAAUCGACAACACUGUCGUUGGAGAGCAAGUAAUACGAAAGUCCGUUUCAGCGGAAAUAAACUGGGGUAUUCGGUUUACUAACCAGGCACAGGCGGAUGAAUUUGUGCGGAGCCUAAGUGAGGAGCUACAUCGUCGACUUUUGGAGAACGGGGUCAAAGGUAGACAGCUGACGAUGAGGAUAAUGCGAAGGGCUGCUGAUUCACCCGUUGAUCCUCCCAAACAUCUCGGCCAUGGCAAAUGUGACACCUUUAACAAGAGUAUUAUCCUACAUACUCCAACUAAUGCAAGCGAUAUAAUUGGCAAGGAGGCAGUUUCCGUUCUUCGCAGUUUUAACUUCUCACCUGGGGACCUGAGAGGGUUGGGAGUUCAAAUGACGAAGCUCACGCCCAUUAAAGCUACUGCUAGUGGUGAACACACGAGCAGUCAGCAGCAGCUCCAGUUUAAGGCGGCUACCCCUGGUCCAAAAAGCAUAAUUUCUCAAGACCCUGAUGAAAUCAUGAGUCUUAAGAAAGGAGAGAAUGCAAGCCCACAUAUAUCCGCAUCAUUGGCGAUUGGAUCUUCGCUACAUGAUGCAUCUCAGAAACUCCUGAAUACACGAGGUACGCAGUUUAUUUUACCAACACAAUCGGAUCCUUCGACCAUUGCGGAACUACCAAGUGAUGUCCGCUCUAAAUUGGCUCCAAAGGAGAGGCUGAGUAUCAGUGAACAGCUAAAAGCUGCAGCUUCUGCCAAACGUCCAAUGCAGACACUGUUUGCGUCAACAGCCCUCCCGCCUGAAUCACAGCUUGAUCAGGAUACGUUGAACGCCUUACCUGAAGAUGUAAGAGCUGAAGUGCUAGGCUACUAUAAGCAAAAUGCCAAUACACCGACAAUUGCUUCUCCAAGCCCAACCCCUUUGCCAAAAUCCCCGCGUCACAGGAAACCUACGACGCCAACGAAACCAAAAUCUAGCCGUGGAAGAGGGCGACCAAGGGCUGCAACAAGAUCAGCAACUGGGCCUACCCUUACUCAGUCCAAUUUCAUAAUCCCUCAAGUCUCCUUGCCCACGCAUGAAUGUACAAACUCUGCAGAUAAUUCUCCUACACGGGCAUCCGCGGAUCCCGACAGAGAUAUCUCAGAGGAAUUCCUUGCCGCUUUGCCGGAAGAUAUACGUCGAGAAGUUCUAGAAGAACACAGACAGACUCGAAUCCAAGAGCAAGGAGGCCUAAACCUUGCCGCAGUGCAUGAGAAGAAUUCACGGAUAAAGCAGCAUAGAACCAACAACUCUUCUCUCCCUGUAGAGCCCGAGCAGAAACUCCUCCGGUUUGAUCCGCGUCCUGCGAAACCCACGUUCACAUCAAAAAGGCUAUCUUCUCUAUCAGAGAUUCGCGAGGCCUUGAGCGAGUGGUAUUCAUCAUUUGAAAACGAAGAACCGUAUGAAGAAGACGUAGAGGCGCUCACCAAGUACUUGAGGCGAGUUGUCUUGGAGGAAAAGGAUAUUUCCAAAGCCACCGACCUGGCACGAUGGCUAGGCUGGCUCGUAAACGAUUUCAACAGUAGCUGUCAUGGUAGCACGGGAGACACGGGCCCUUCAAGCAAAUCCAGCCCAUCACUCUCCGGUUGGAAGAAUGCAGUUAUCAAAGUGCAGAACUGUGUGAGCAAUGCUGUUGUGGAAAGGGGCUUGCCUCCUGUUGAUUUUACGUGA